GCGUGAUUUCGCCCUCACUGUGGCAAAUCCGCCCCUAUCGUCGUAUGAGGUUUACGCGCCCCCCUCCUUGGCUUGGCUCCCUUCCCCCCGAUCUCCCCGAGUGAGCGCACAGACGAGCACCGGUGACCGCCCGAGAGAUACUGCUUGCCUUGUCAAUCGUCGUCCUUCCAUUCUCUUUGACCUCCUCUUCUUGUUGUCUAUCAGCUUCGCGCUCAGCGCUCCACCGCCAUCCCCUCGACCUAAAGUCGAGGCACCACGCCCCAAAUGGAGACCGACGAGCUACUCGCAAAGAUGCCCUCAGAGUUUCGGCCACGCGGGGGUCUCUUCCCCUCGACGCGUCGCUAUCUCGUCGGCGUCGGUCUGCUGCUCUGCGUCGUCCUCCUGUGGACCGCGUCCAACUUCAUCACAAACGACCUCGAGACCGGGGACCACGGGUGGAACAAACCAUUCCUCAUCACAUACCUCAACACCUCGUCGUUUGCUUUCUACCUCAUCCCCGUGGCGUGGCGGUACUGGCGCAAGCGCGGGAAACAGGACCGCGGAUACAGCCCACUGCCGCAGGAGGAGAAUGGCAACGUCAGCCCGCGGAGCACGCUGAGCUAUGGCUCGCCGUCGACGACCGUGCAGAACCUCGAGGACGGGACAACGGUCGCCGACCCACCACUUGAGAAGCUCAGUAUCCGCGAGACGGCCGAGAUCGCAGCGUGGUGGAGUGCUGUGUGGUUCCUGGCCAAUUGGAGCUUGAAUGCUGCGCUCGCCAUGGCUUCCGUGGCUAGUGUCACCAUCCUCAGCAGCACGACGAGCUUCUUCACCCUGACACUCGGGCGAAUGUUCGGCGUCGAGGACGUCACUCGCGCAAAGGUGUUUUCAGCUGUGGCUAGCUUUAUCGGCGUCAUCCUCGUUACACGCUCGGACUCAACUUCGGAGUCGGCAGGGAUCGAUGCGACGGGCACAAACCUGCCCACACACCCGAUCCUGGGCGAUGUCCUCUCCCUGUUGUCCGCGGCAUGGUACUCGAUCUACGUCAUCCUCCUCAAGGUUCGCAUCGGCGACGAGUCGCGCGUGGACACACAGUUGCUGCUUGGUUUCGCUGGUCUUUACAAUAUCGUUUUCUUGAUCCCGGCGUUCCCCUUGCUGCACUACUCGGGUAUCGAGACGUUUGAGUUCCCGCCUACAAGCGCUGCGUGGACCAUCAUCGGCAUCAACAUGCUCAUUACGCUAUCGAGCGACUACCUCUACGUGCUUGCAAUGCUGAAGACCACGCCAUUGCUCGUGACCAUCGGGCUGUCGUUGACGAUCCCCUUCGCGCUGAUAGGCUCGCUUGUCGUGCCCUCGGCGCACGCGGACAGCAUCACGUCGCUCACGCUCCUCGGAGCAGGCCUCGUCGUGGGGUCAUUCCUUGUGCUGGGAUGGCAGGGGUGGGAGAGCAGCAAUGCGCUCGGGCUAGAGGAGAGCGAACGGGACAAUUAAUUCAACUUUAGACCCUGUAGAUUACUAGAACAUGUACGAAUAGCAAUGGCGUAUG
Messenger RNA from Cutaneotrichosporon oleaginosum, 1525 nucleotides. RefSeq lists its product as uncharacterized. Gene Ontology annotation, cellular component: fungal-type vacuole membrane. NCBI's taxonomy places the organism in Eukaryota, Fungi, Basidiomycota, Tremellomycetes, Trichosporonales, Trichosporonaceae. The record is from RefSeq and is a predicted model, not a curated record.